Messenger RNA from Cotesia glomerata, 1999 nucleotides. RefSeq lists its product as uncharacterized. Bases 1 to 996 code for a protein of 331 amino acids. NCBI's taxonomy places the organism in Eukaryota, Metazoa, Arthropoda, Insecta, Hymenoptera, Braconidae. The record is from RefSeq and is a predicted model, not a curated record. The transcript is spliced from 4 exons.
AUGGGCAAGAAACGCUCUAGAUCUCGCUCACGAUCUCGUUCAAGAGAAUCGAGACGUAAGAAAGAGGAUAAAUGGGAGAAAUUACAAGCUCGCGUAGAUAACCUCACAAAGGUGGUUGAAAUGCUGGCAAAUGUUCAACAAGAACAAAGAUCAGCAGUUAAUUCUCAUGUAGAUUCAGGCCCGCCUAUUGUUACAUCAGAUGCUGAGAAAGACAAAAACAUUGAGUCUGACUCUGGGAAGGUCAUGACUGAAACGCCGGAAAAACCGGUGAUGGAGCCAACUGAUGCUGAAUCUAAAGCAUCGGAUCAGUUAGAAGUGGGAAAAUGGAAGAUCGAGGGUCUUCCAGAGAAAAAUAAAAAAGAGAUCUUAGAGUCAUACAAGAGAAAAGGUGAUUUUUAUACUGAAGCACUAAAACUAAAUUUGGAAAUAAUUCCUCUUCUUAGCGACAUAGCUAAGAAAAGAGAUGAACAUUUUGCCGAAACUCAAAAUUGCGUAGGCACGGCAUUAUGUGCUUUAGGUGCUGCAGUAUCUCUGUUAUUAGAUCAACCAGAAGAAGGUGUUGACGAGGACGCUCUGACUAAUUACAUAAGUCAUAUGGGCCAGAUCCUUACAGAUGUGUUUUACCAACAAUCGGUGGCGAGGAAGUCGUACAUUACUUCUCAGUUAAACAAAAACAUCAAACCGAUGGUGGACACAAUGUUAUCAAAGGAAUGGCUUUAUGGUGAUGACCUUAAGGAAAAGGUCAAAGAUGUCAAGGAGAUAGAGAAAGCUUGUGCUAGUAUUAAAGACAAACCGACACCAAAGUUGACAACUAAACAUCAGAGUCAGGGAAAUGGGAGACGACGACCGUCGGAAUACCGUCAGGUGGGCUACAACCAAAGAUCCCGUGCAUCGAGGUUCAAACCGAGGACACACAGGUCCUAUCAACAGCAGCCGUACACGCAGCAGUCCAAGACAACAUCGAAGACGACGAGCCAAUCAUCGUUGAAGAAAUAAGACAGGAGUCAUCCGCUAGCGUUCCACCUUUCAUUGGUGGCAGGAAAGUUAUCAGGACGGCAUACAUAAAUAAAGGAGUUCCAGAAGAAACAGCGGAUGUCAUGGUGGGUGCCAUAACCGAGUCAACUUUAAAGCAAUACAAUUGCAGCCUGAAGCGCUGGUGGAUUUUUACACACCGCAACAACAUCAACAUGUAUAAUGCUAAAACUACAGACAUCAUUAGAUUUUUGUCAGAAGUCUUUGAGGAAGGAGCUCAAUAUAGCACAUUAAACACAGCUCGGUCUACAAUAGCAUUAAUAUCAGCUUAUGAUAUUAAUGAAGAUGGUUUAAUUACACGAUUCUUGAAAGGGGUUUUUAAAAAGAGGCCUACAAAAUCUAGGUACAACACGACGUGGGAUGUCACACCAGUUCUUGAGUACAUGGAGAAAAAACAUCCUCUGAAGGAUUUAAAAAUUAAAGAUGCGGCAGAAAAAGUUGCAACUUUACUGACACUGACAACGGGCCAAAGGCUUCAAACUUUAGCCCUAAUAAAUAUAGAUAAUAUUGAGACAUCAAAGUCUGGCAUAAAAAUAAAGAUUCCAGAUCAAAUAAAAACUACCAAGCCUGGCGGUUUUCAACCGGAACUAGUUUUGCCAUUUUUUAAGAAUAAACCAGGUCUCUGUGUAGCAUCGGCAGUCUACCUGGAUUAUACCAAGGAGCGAAGACAGAAAGAAACAAAUAAUUUGUUUCUCUCGACUAUGAAACCUUUUAAAGAGGCCUCAUCGCAGACUAUUAGCCACUGGAUCAAGGCCUUACUAGGUAAAGCAGGAGUUGAUGUCAAAAAGUUUACGGCGUACAGCACGAGACACGCUGCAGUGUCAACUGCUCAUAAGCGUGGGGUCGACAUAUCAGUUAUAAAGUCCUGCGCUGGAUGGUCUCCAAGCUCUCAGACCUUCUUUAAGUUUUACAAUCGCCCAGUAUUGGCUACAAACGACCAGUUUGCUAAGGCAAUUUUAGAAUAGAU